AUGCGAAACCCACUUAUCAGGUUAGAAUGCGGUGUGAAUAGCUACGACUGGGGGAAAGUCGGUAAAGACUCUGCGGCCGCCAAGUUCCAUGCUGCAACGGCUUCCGAAUUCUCAAUCGAAGAAGAGAAGCCGUAUGCCGAGCUAUGGAUGGGCACCCACCCGUCGCUUCCCUCAAAAGAGCUCGAGACGCAACGAUCGCUUUUAGAAAUUGUCCAAGAGAACCAGGCGCUACUAUCUACUGAAAUUGCAGAGCGCUAUGAAAAUAAGCUGCCAUUCUUGUUCAAGGUCCUGUCCAUCAACAAGGCCUUGAGCAUUCAAGCGCAUCCGAACAAGAAGCUUGCCGAACAACUACACGCAAGCGACCCCAAGAACUACCCUGAUGACAACCACAAGCCCGAAAUGACCAUCGCGGUUACUCCCUUCGACGGUUUGUGCGGUUUCCGUCCCCUCGCUGAAAUUGCCCACUUCCUCAAGACGGUCCCGUCCCUACGCAAGCUAGUCGGCGAAGAAGAGGCCAAGAACUUCGAGGAUGCUAUCAGCGGUAAAGAAACUUCAGACAAGGAAGAGGACAUGCAGUCGAACAAGAAGGCCCUCCAGUCCGCUUUUACAAAACUCAUGAACACGGACAAGGAUGCGCUUGCCUCCGCCAGCGAAGAGCUUAUCGAGGCAGCAAAGUCCGAGGGCGACAAAUUCGCAGAUGGUGGUCCACCUUCCAACUCCGGCAAGGAGCUUUCUGACCUCGUGAUUCGUCUCAACUCCCAAUUUCCCGGCGACAUCGGCCUAUUUGUUCAGUUCUUUCUCAACUAUGUGAAGCUUGAAGUCGGUGAAGCCAUGUUCCUCAAGGCCGAUGACAUCCAUGCGUACCUAUCAGGCGACAUUAUCGAAUGCAUGGCUAGCUCCGACAACGUGGUGCGCGCGGGUUUCACUCCCAAGUUCAAGGAUGUAGACAAUCUGACAAAGAUGUUGACAUACAGCUAUGCGCCAAUUAGCGAGCAGAAGAUGGAACCAAAGGACUACUCUCACGUUAGAUUGAACGCGCCGGCGUACAGCUCAAACUCGAGCAAUAUGCUGUACAAUCCACCGAUUCCUGAGUUUGCCGUUGUCAGGACAGCGCUGAACAGGACCGGUGCCAAGGCGACGUUCGACCCCAUUGAUGGACCCAGCAUCAUUCUCUGUACCAAGGGUCACGGAACCAUUAGCGUGGGACCAAAGGAGGAGGAGCUCAAGGAGGGUUACGUCUACUUUGUUGGUGCAACAGCUGAGGUUGUCAUCAAGAGCGACGUCGAUGUAGAUGAUGCCGAGGGUGCAGAAGGCCUGGUGACGUUCAAGGCAUUCUGUGAGAUUGAGGACGGCAAGAACAAACUUUGA
This is a messenger RNA of Pyrenophora tritici-repentis Pt-1C-BFP, 1368 nucleotides long. Its product is annotated as ManA, Phosphomannose isomerase. Gene Ontology annotation, molecular function: mannose-6-phosphate isomerase activity; zinc ion binding. Gene Ontology annotation, cellular component: cytosol. Lineage: Eukaryota; Fungi; Ascomycota; Dothideomycetes; Pleosporales; Pleosporaceae. Gene Ontology annotation, biological process: carbohydrate metabolic process; GDP-mannose biosynthetic process. The record is from RefSeq and is a predicted model, not a curated record.